This is a messenger RNA of Hevea brasiliensis (rubber tree), 1106 nucleotides long. RefSeq lists its product as uncharacterized. The record is from RefSeq and is a predicted model, not a curated record. Lineage: Eukaryota; Viridiplantae; Streptophyta; Magnoliopsida; Malpighiales; Euphorbiaceae. The transcript has 3 exons. The coding region runs from base 142 to 471 and encodes 109 amino acids.
GUCCGUCUUGAAAUAAUGGGAAUAUUGGGGUGAAAAAACGCCCUGUUAAUUUCAUUUUUUGAAAAAUUGGUAGCUUAAAGUUUCAGAGGAAAGCGAUCUCUCCACCGUCGACGAGAGAGAAUUUAUCAGAGGCUGAGAGGGAUGACAGCAAUCUCAAGAACCAGAUCGUUGCGUUCGCCUUUCUUAUUAUUGUUAUUUUUCUCUUCAAUUUCUCUGCAAUUCAUUUCAGGAAUUUCUGGUGACCCAUCUAGUUCCAAAAAUGGCACAAAGGCCGGUGCCCAUGCUUCUACUGGUAGCAACACCAGGAGCAAGAUUCUUAUCAUACUUCUUGUGGUUGUGGCAUUAGGGUUGUUUUCAUUUUUCCUUUUCAAAUUUUGGCAAAAGAAGAAAAGAGAAGAGCAGUACGCUCGUCUUUUGAAGUUGUUUGAAGAGGAUGAUGAGCUUGAGGUUGAACUUGGGCUGCGGGAUUGAUGCUUUAAUUGUUGAAAAUUACAUUCAUUGUAGUUGAGGCUAAAAUGGAAUUAUUACAAGGAAAACUUCUUCCUCUGAGGGCCACGAUUGGGAUGUGGGGAUGCCCUGCGUUGAGGUUAGAUUUUUUCAAUUAUAUAUUGUAAUAUCUGUAAUCACUUGUCCAGAUUAGAACUUGUAAUGAAUAUGAAUUCUUUUGAGUAUUUAGAGAAGGGAAGGAUACUAUUUUGUAAAAGAUGUAAGGAGGGUCUCAUUUUCAGGUUGUAAAAAUGAAUUCUUCGUUCUGAUAGACACUGAAGUUGUGUAACAAUCAAGAGUUCUGACCGAGGAUUCUUGAAUAGCAAUAAGCUUCUUAUUAUUGGGAAGAACAAGAUAAAUGCAAUUCUCAUUCUCUUGAGUUUUGGAGGUCAAGUUCAUGAUUUUGGCAUCUGCUGUAUUUGAAGCAAUAUUUUCUACUACAAAGUGUGUUUGUGGGCACACUCUUCAUCUUUUCCUUGUUUUUACAUUGUUCUCUCAAUUUCUUUUUAGCCUUUUUUUUCAUUGUAGAAAAACCCAUGAAUUGUUGUUAGAAUAUGCGUGGUUGAGAAUUGGAUCCCAGUUAUUAUGUAGAAUUUACUGUGGAUUUGUUUGUUUUGUUA